AUGACAUCAUCACACAUUCAUAAUAUGAAAUAAAAACAAACACGUGGCCACAAUAUACAGUAUGUCACAUAUCACCUUUAAACAUCCAGCGACGUAUCAUGAACAGCCAUUUGUAGGAAAAUAUGAAAUGUUGCGUGGGAAACAUAAACAACAAUAAAUUUAGCUAGUGAAAGAUAAAUAGAGUGAAACACAUAAAGCUUAGAGAGUCACAUUUGGCCAAUGAAGCUGAUUCUGAUUAAUUAUAACUUCUUUAUAUACUGUAAUCUAUAUAAUCUAUAAUAAUACAUCAUAAUUAUUUGUUGAUUAUAUUUUGUAUUAAAAAUCUGAUUCUGCAAAGUGACUAGUAACAAAUAAAGGUAGUGGAGUAAAAAGCACAAUAUUUGCCUCCGCAAUGUACCCAAGUACAGUACUUGAGUAAAUGUAUUGAAGUGUAUUUCAUGUUAUUUACUGUAGUACUGCAGUACUCCUCCUGUCCUAUAGGUGGCGUUAGCGCACCACAACGCUGUUUGCCAACCGCCAUAUAAACCUAAAAGAAGUUACGCCAUUUAAUCACAGAGCACUAAGAUGUCACGUAACGGGAAGGUGUAAAAUGUGUACAUUUUUACAUGGACUUCUGCACCAGAAGAGUUAUGACAAGUUUGAUACAUGCUCACUUUGUUGCAGUUCGUCUCGUUAGUAGCUAUUAGUGGAUGGAAAUGAGUUAAACACAGCAGUAAAGAGCUGCUGCUCGCUAAACGGCAGACGCUAGAGAUAGACUGAAUCAAUCUGUUUCUCUGUAAAUUAUAAUGUUUCCUGGAUUAACUUGAUCCAAGCAGCCCUAAAGCCAACCAUGCCUCCAAAGAGCUGGGCUGCUAGAGUCGCCUCGAAGAUCGGGACCACGAAAGACAGACUAUCAAACGCGAAGGAUGGAUCAUAAUGUUGAAACGGGACUGCAGACUGAGCCGUCCGUUCAGAGCCAGCGUCCUCAUCGACUUCCUGUGUGGAUUUCCCUCCUACAUGCUCCACCAGUCAGUUUGGACACGUAGCUGUUAGGACUGACUGAUCGAUAUUAGAGAGACACUGUAUCUCCAAAUCAUGUCCAGGUCCAGUCGGCGGUACAAGCCUCUGCAGCAGAGCAACGGCAGCGGCUCUUUCCCCGGCUGUGACCGGGUGCGGAUGUUCCGGGCCCGGGUACUGCUGCUCUGUCUCCUCGGGGUUCUGGUGCUGGCGGUGGUGCUGGGAGUCUACCUGUCCAACGACACCACCAAUGAACAUGUGAACCGCAUGCCGGCCGCAGAUCUGUCCAAAGACAGGUUGUCCCACAAACCCAGUAAGUGCUCCCCGGCUCAAAUCCGGCGUCUGGCCUCUCAGGUGGACGGUACUCGCCUGUGGGAGACUCACCUGAGGCCCAUCCUAAUAGAGAGACUCCCAGGGACACAAGGCAGCCUGGUUGUACAGCAGCACAUCACCUCCACUCUGUCUUCGCUGUCUGCUGGCUGGGCCAUAGACUUAGACUCCUUCCAGUCUUCGACCCCUCAUGGCCAGGUCACGUUCACCAACAUCGUUGCCACUCUGGACCCUUCGGCCCCUCGCAGGCUGCUCCUGGCCUGCCACUACGACUCCAAGGCUCUGCCUCCAGACCCCCGGGCCCCGGAGAAGGUGUUUCUUGGAGCCAGUGACUCUGCAGUGCCCUGUGCUGUGAUCCUGGAGCUUGCCACCUCUCUGGAUGCCCAGCUUAGAUCAUUCAAACAGCAGAAACUUCCAGUGUCUCUUCAGCUGGUGUUUUUUGAUGGGGAGGAGUCAUUUGAAGAAUGGACCGCCACAGACUCGCUGUACGGCUCCCGUCACCUGGCCGAGCGCAUGGCCAACACGCCUCACCCCGCAGGCUCCACGCACACCACCAUGCUCCAGGCUGUGGACCUCUUUGUGCUGCUAGACCUGCUUGGCGGUCCUGAUCCACUGAUUGCGAAUCACUUUGAUAACACGGCACGCUGGUUUGACCGUCUCAUUGCUGCAGAGAAGAGACUCCACCGACAGGGCCUUCUGACGUCUCACCCCUCAGAGCAGACGUAUUUUAGGAAGGAUGUGUACUUUGGCCCUGUACAGGAUGACCACAUCCCCUUCCUUCACAAAGGCGUCCCUGUGCUGCAUGUCAUCGCCACUCCCUUCCCACAGUUCUGGCACACGCUGGACGACACAGAGGAGAACAUGCACCGUCCCACUGUGGUGAACCUGACCAAGAUCAUGGCUGUGUUUCUGGCAGAAUACCUGGGCUUCUGAACACCAAACACUGACAGCUACUUGUGGUGGAUGUCCAACGCAGCUGUCACAUGAAGACCCUGUACUGGAGUACUAGUGCUGUUUGUCACGCUGAUGACAAAUAAUCGCAGAAUGACUAUGGAUUGGACCCGAACCUGGUGAAAUGAACAAAACUGUACAGUUAUCAGUGUACGGGGAUACCAGAUAAAAUGUUACCAAAGACCCUGCUGGACUGACUAGUCCACCUUACGUGAGGGACGAGUUGGAGACCCCUGUCUAAACUGCGUGGAAAUGUGAUGUGGAUAGAAAGAGUCUUAAUUAAAGUGUUAAUAGUUCUGGGAUCAUGGUACCGGAGGAACAGUUAGAAAAGUCUGUGAAUUAUUUUUUUGCUUCAAUCCUGUGAAAAAAAAAUCAUAGCUGUAGCAUUUAUUUACCUCGUUAAUAUGAUCGAGAUGUACUCAUGUCUUCUUAAAGACAGACUUUGUAACCAGUUGAGCUCUCUGAGCUGCUGGGAACAACAUGUAGUGACAAUGGUGAACGACAGCCAACCUGGCUAUAUCUGUGAAUAAUCCUAUUGACUUCACUUGAGUGAGGAUCCUCUUGGCCUUACAACCUGCUGUUAUUAGCUGCUAGCUAUAUUAUAUGGCUACACUGCACAUUUUGUGUCAACAAAAGGGUGUCCUGAAGAGUCUGCAAUAAAGUUAAAAUGGUUUAA
Molecule: messenger RNA, 2953 nt
Organism: Siniperca chuatsi (mandarin fish)
Lineage: Eukaryota; Metazoa; Chordata; Actinopteri; Centrarchiformes; Sinipercidae
Gene: qpctla
Product: glutaminyl-peptide cyclotransferase-like a
Exons: 7
Coding region: 1075-2259 (394 amino acids)
Molecular function (GO): glutaminyl-peptide cyclotransferase activity; zinc ion binding
Source: RefSeq, a predicted model, not a curated record